AUGUCUACUCCUCGGGCGUCACCCGCCAUUACAGCAGGACCCAUGGCCACUUGCACACCAGACCGGACGCCCAUGUCUACUCCUCAGGUGACGCCCGCCACUACAGCAGGACCCAGAUCCACUUGCACACCAGACCUGACGCUCAUGUCUACUCCUCAGGCGUCGCCCGCCACUACAGCAGGACCCACGGCCACAUGUACACCAGACCAGACGCUCAUGUCUACUCCUCACGCGUCGCCCGCCACAACACCGGGAUCCACGGCCACUUGCACACCAGACCUGACGCUCAUGUCUACUCCACUACAACAGGGCCCACGCCCACUUGCACACCAGACCGGACACCCAUGUCUACUCCUCAGGCGUCGCCCGCCACUACAACAGGACCCAGAUUCACUUUCACACUAG
Molecule: messenger RNA, 405 nt
Organism: Mya arenaria
Lineage: Eukaryota; Metazoa; Mollusca; Bivalvia; Myida; Myidae
Exons: 1
Coding region: 1-405 (134 amino acids)
Source: RefSeq, a predicted model, not a curated record